This is a messenger RNA of Arvicanthis niloticus (Nile rat), 1030 nucleotides long. It is a transcript of the gene Map1lc3a, whose product is annotated as microtubule associated protein 1 light chain 3 alpha. NCBI's taxonomy places the organism in Eukaryota, Metazoa, Chordata, Mammalia, Rodentia, Muridae. The record is from RefSeq and is a predicted model, not a curated record.
GGCAGGCGGGUUUUCCGUCGGCCCAAUGGGAGCGGCGCGCCGGCCUCCCCUUUAAGGAAUGUUGUGACCUGACGUCACCCAGGCGAGUUACCUCCCGCAGCCGCCACAGCCGGGCUCAGCGCGAGCCCCGCAGCCCUUGAGCUCGAGCCCCGGAGCCCCCGGCGCGCCGAACCGCAGCCGCAUCCCUGAGCCGCGCGCCCCGAGCCCCGGCUGCGCGCCCCGCCGGGCCCGCGCGAUGCCCUCCGACCGGCCUUUCAAGCAGCGGCGCAGCUUCGCCGACCGCUGUAAGGAGGUGCAGCAGAUUCGCGACCAGCACCCCAGCAAGAUCCCGGUGAUCAUCGAGCGUUACAAGGGUGAGAAGCAGCUGCCUGUCCUGGAUAAGACCAAGUUUCUGGUCCCAGAUCAUGUUAACAUGAGCGAGUUGGUCAAGAUCAUCCGGCGCCGCCUGCAACUCAACCCCACGCAGGCCUUCUUCCUGCUGGUGAACCAGCACAGCAUGGUGAGCGUAUCCACACCCAUCGCUGACAUCUAUGAACAAGAGAAGGAUGAAGAUGGAUUCCUCUACAUGGUCUAUGCCUCCCAAGAAACCUUCGGCUUCUGAGUCAAGAGUAGGGGUUGGGGGUGGCUGGGAGUUCUGGUCAAGUUCUCCCCCAGGGAGGUCCUGGCUCCUAAACUAAGCUAUUUCAGUCCCCAGUGGAUUAGGCAGAGAUGUGGCACCCCCUUCCCCCAGGUAGGGGCCACCAGCCAGCUUACCAUGUCCUGGGUAGGUCCUGGACCAGUCAUAUUGGGGUUGCGCUUUCGGGUGCUGGCUGGGUUGGGAGUGGGUGGGGAGCAGCAGCCCUGCUCUGUGGGGUUUGUAGUUUCUUUAGGCCCUUGCCUGUCUGCCCAUUUUGCCCCUCAUCCACCUGAGGCUUUGCCUCCUGCCAGGACCUGCCCCACCCCUGAAAGGUUGGCUUCCCUUGUCUUGACAUGGUGUAUGGCUCUGUGGUCAUUUCCUCUGCAGAAUAAAGAUUGCUCAGGCCUGCCUGGC